GCUGGCAACUUCGUGUUCACGCUGAAGAACAAAGUGGGGCGCGUGCUCUAAGCUCUCAUUGGGCGAAGUGCUGACCUGUCGCGGGGGGCUUGGAGAUCAAUCAGAAAACGGCCCGUCGACAGAUCGAACCCGGACACACGGUAGCUGUUCCGUCUCUCUCAACGAAACGCGCUAAUCCCCACGACGACGCCGGCUGAAGCCGAGCAAGCCAUGGGCAACCGCACCAAGCCUCCAUGAUGUCGAAUCGAAUCACGGCCUCGGGGCUUUGCGCCGCCACCACUGCGAAAACAAGCUCCAUUCUGCAGCGCCUAGUGCUUCAGCACUCGAAGCGCUCCCUGUUGCUCCCGCCACCACCAUCAUAUCAACGGCGCCAUGCUACAACACAGAACAGCGGCCAAGAAGCCGCAGAGAGGAGGGCCGUCACGCCAUUCAACGACGACGGCCACGUACCAUGGACCAACCUGUCGGCCGCCGAGAAGACGGCGCGUGCCGCCCAGCAGACGUUCAACCUGGGCAUGGUCGUCGUGGGACUCGUGCUAACGGGCAGCGUUAGCUACUUCCUCUACACCGAGGUCUUCUCGCCCGACAGCAAGGUGGCCUACUUCAACCGCGCAGUCGACCGCAUCAAGCAGGACCGGCGGUGCCUGGAGCUACUAGGUGACAGCAAGAAGAUCACGGCGUUUGGCGAGGAGACGAACAACAAGUGGCGCAGAGCGAGGCCGAUUGCCUCGACCAGUAGCAAAGACGCCCGGGGUAACGAGCAUCUACGGAUCCAAUUUCACGUGCAAGGACCCAAGGCCGCCGGAGCCGUGCACAUGCACCUGAUCAAGCGCGCAGGCGGGUCCGAGUUCGAGUACGAAUACUUCUUUCUCGACGUCGAAGGCCAACACAGAAUCUAUUUGGAGAACGCGUCGGCGGCCGCUAAGGCUAAAGCGGGCGCCGAGGGGCUAAACAAACCAUUUAGGCUCUUUGGUGUGAAGUGGAACUGAAAAGAAAAUGAAAAAUUGUAUUAUCUGGGAUGGCAACCUCUCGCGACUUGAAAUCAUGAAAGGGUUCGACAGUAAAGGAGAUUCAGCGAUGUGUUAUUGGCCUCCAACGGUGAUGGUUAUCACUGGGCAAUGGUCGAUUGUACGAUUCUCUGUGGGAAUACAUGUGUGUGUAGCGUUUAAAGAAG
Lasiosphaeria miniovina is the source of this 1174-nucleotide messenger RNA. Its product is annotated as TIM21-domain-containing protein. The coding region runs from base 234 to 989 and encodes 251 amino acids. NCBI's taxonomy places the organism in Eukaryota, Fungi, Ascomycota, Sordariomycetes, Sordariales, Lasiosphaeriaceae. The record is from RefSeq and is a predicted model, not a curated record. Gene Ontology annotation, biological process: protein import into mitochondrial matrix. The transcript is spliced from 3 exons. Gene Ontology annotation, cellular component: TIM23 mitochondrial import inner membrane translocase complex.